CAAUUGCGCCGAUCAUUGUAGGACCAAUAGGAAUAAGCCCUGAUGACGUAUUUCAACCUACUGACUUUUAAAUAGAUAACGCGCAAUUUCUCGUAUUAAAUAUACUGUACAACUAGAAAAAAUAUCGUAAUUUUGCGGUACUUGCAUUCGAACUAAAUUUUUCAACGAUUAUUUUUUAACGCUCCUAUUCUUCCCUCAUCGCAAUCAUCUUCUGCGAAAUCAAAAUUCGUAUAUUAGCAGAGACAGAAACAUGAAAAAAUUACUUGAAAGAAGAAAAAUCAUAAGAAUUUGUAUGUUAUUUUUGGAUGAUGGAUAAACUGAAUCCCAAUUAAAAAAUCAAAGUCUAAUUUUCGUAUAUCAUUUUUCAUGCGUACCGAUGUCUGAUAUUUUUCAUCAUUUAAAAUUCGAUGCACAGAGCGCACGUGACUGAGCAACCAGCGCAUGCGUUUUCAUUGGGCCAAUCCAAAGCCAUCAUUUUCAUUUGAUGCAUUGCUUCGAACUUCACCCCAAGGCAGUACAGCGUGCCAACGAUCUUUGAAUGAUAUGUGCUACGUGUGAAUUUUAUAAUUUUCUUAAUAAUCUACGUGUUAUUUGGUGAAAUUGAUAAUGGCAGAUAAAAAAGACGACCCUCGCGAAGUUUUGGCGCUGUUAAAUUCCCUUGGAUUCGUCGGGAUAACCGCACAACAGCUGAAAGGCUUCAUGAAAGAUUUAAAAAUGCAUAGGAAAAUUAAAGAAAGAGAACGACAACAGUGGAAAGAAGAAACGAAGAAAAAAAUUUUACUACGUCAACAGCAACUGUAUAGAGAAGUCUUGCGGGAGCAGAACUUUGAGGGAAUGGGCUCCAACAACAUAACUGAGAGCACCAUUUCCUCAGAGUCUUCAACUUUUCAGGAUGACUCUUCUUAUAAAGUAGUAACAGUCAAAAUCCGAUCUUUUCCUAAAGAGAAUAAAGAGAAUGAAGUAGAAAAUGAAAAUGAAUACGGUAGAAGAAAGAAGACUAGCUUUUCAAACACACACACUUCCUGGGCUGAAGAGUUCCGGCAAAAUAGCUUACAAUAUGACAAUCACAGCAACUCAAGUUUGAUCAACGAAUCGUCACACAGGAGAUAUGAAGUCACUCACAACCACAGCCAAAAUCAUAGUGCUGGUGCAUCAACAGAUAGUACAAAAUACAUAUCUUUGGAGAAGCCGAGAAGCAGGGCUACUAAAUCUGAGCCAAAUUUGAAACAGACAAAUCUCGCACCUCCUAAAUCACCUAUUGGACCCAAACCUACAAGCUCUCGAUAUACUAUCGAAAGUACAGAGACUUUCAAACAUUCACAGCUAGCUUCUGACCAACCGGGUGAUAUCCCAAGUAAUCCACCACCUUCGAGAAGUUCGGUUCAGUCCAGACCCAAGUCAUUCAUUAGGCCUUGGAGGCUCCAACCAGAAGCAAAAAGAUCCCUAACUAAUACAAAAUCAGAUCCAGUUGCUCUGUAUCAAAAGUAUAGAGAUGAGUGGAAGCAGCUUGCUCUACCUGGAGAGGAGAACCAUGCAGGCAUUAGGUGGGCAGUGAGGGAAAAGAUGCUUGGGAAUGACCCAAACCCACGGCCAAUAUUGAAGAAGUCUUCAAGUACUUCGGCAAUAAAAAAAAGGUGAUUUGAAUCAAUGAAUUUUGUAGUAAGCAAUUCCUACUAUACUUACCUCAGUGUUAACGAUUAUCAUUAACACAUAGUUGGAUACAUACACACAGUAAUUCGUUAAAAUAAUACAAUAAUAUUGAAUAUACUAAAUAAUUAUUGGGCACCUUGCCAUUUUACUCAAGUAUCGAAUAUGUGAUACCCUUCAGCAAGAACGAACCCUUCACUAGGGGAAUCUUUGUGUUAUUAUUUUUAAUGAAGGUUUUAAUCGAUUUACAAAUGCUUACAUGCGUUUAAGAAUGUGAUAGUUACCCAACAAAAUAAGAAACAUAUUGAAUAAUGGUAUGAACACGAUUUAAAAAAAACGAAAAAAAUGUACCUAUGUAUUCUGGAUUAUAUCAGUGUAAAUAAGAUAAAAAUGCAAUUAUUUUAAAUAAUGA
This is a messenger RNA of Athalia rosae (coleseed sawfly), 2059 nucleotides long. RefSeq lists its product as uncharacterized. The transcript has 4 exons. The record is from RefSeq and is a predicted model, not a curated record. Gene Ontology annotation, cellular component: centriole; non-motile cilium. Lineage: Eukaryota; Metazoa; Arthropoda; Insecta; Hymenoptera; Athaliidae. The coding region runs from base 607 to 1638 and encodes 343 amino acids. Gene Ontology annotation, biological process: cilium assembly.